GGUACUGAGAAAAACAGAGGUCACAUUGCAUUUUGAAAUUGUGCUAAAACACAGACUGGACUCAGAAUGUAUUUGUGCGUGAAUAUACAUUUUCCGUCAGAAAACUUUAUUGUGUCAAGGAAAAGCAUUGCAUAUCAAAGAAGUUCCCGGGUUCACUUUCUGGACAAAGAGCAAGAGAAUUUACCAGGCUGGAGUUUCCCGGUGAGACAGCACCAUCCAUAAGUCUCUGGAAAGGAAAGGCACACUGGUUCCGAGACUGCUUUCACUUUCAUUGCUUUUUGUGGGCAGGAAGGCUGCACAGCCAUGGCGGGCAAGAAGACAUAUGAAAGAGAUCCAAUCUACAAGAUCAAGGGUUUGGCCAAGGACAUGCUGGAUGGGGUUUUUGAUGACUUGGUGGAGAAGAAUGUGAUAAAUGGAAAUGAGUUACUCAGACUAGGGGAAGGUGCGAGCUUCCUUCUGAAUAACGCUGAAAACCUGGUUGAGAAUAUCUUUGAGAAAACAGAAAUGGCAAGCAAAAUAUUUUCAGGCCACAUUGUCAAUUCCAAGAAGCAACUGAGUUUAAAAUUUCAUUCUGAUGAUGAAGAUGAUGAAUCUCAGAAAAUAUCUACAUCAUCUUCUCAAUCAGAGUCUGAAAACAGAAUUAAAGACAGCAAAGAUGAAAAACAAACUUUAUCAGAGCAGACACUCAUUUUCUCUCUGAUGGAAACCAAAAGAGAAAAGGAAGAUGAAGAACUGGUACAAGAUGCUGGAGUGGCCCAUGCAUCAAACCCAAUACUGACAGCUCCUGAGGGAAUCCAGAGAACAGAAGCCCAAGACACACUGAAGCUUUGUCCUUGUGAUCAAUUCUAUAAGAUGAAGACAGAAAAGGCAAAAGAGAUAUAUCCAGUGAUGGAGAAGGAAGGCCGAACACGAUUGGCUCUUAUCAUCUGCAACAAAAAGUUUGACUACCUUUUUGAUCGAGAAGAUGCUGAGGUUGAUAUUUUGAACAUGGAGGAGCUACUUCAAAACCUUGGAUACUCAGUGGUGAUAAAGGAAAACCUUACAGCUCAGGAAAUGGAGACAGAAUUAAUGCAGUUUGCUGGCCGUCCAGAGCACCAGUCCUCUGACAGCACAUUCCUGGUGUUUAUGUCCCAUGGCAUCCUGGAAGGAAUCUGUGGGGUGAGGCACAGGAACAAAGAGCCAGACGUUCUUCCUGAUGACACCAUCUUCACAAUUUUCAACAACUCUAACUGCAGGAGCCUGAGAAACAAACCCAAGAUCCUCAUCAUGCAGGCCUGCAGGGGCAAACAUAAUGGAAUUGUUUGGGUAUCCACAAGCAAAGGGAUAGCCACUGCUGAUACAGAUGAGGAGCUUGUGCUGAGCUGUAAAUGGAGAAGCAGUGUGGCAAAGGCCCAUGUGGAGAAGGAUUUCAUUGCUUUCAAAUCUUCUACCCCACAUAAUAUUUCUUGGAAGGUAAGCAAGAGUGGCUCGCUCUUCAUUUCUAAACUCAUCGACUGCUUCAAAAAGUAUUGUUGGUGUUAUCAUUUGGAGGAAAUUUUUAGAAAGGUUCAACAUUCAUUUGAGGAUCCAGGUGAACUCACCCAGAUGCCCACCAUUGAGAGAGUAUCCAUGACACGAUAUUUCUACCUCUUCCCUGGGAAUUAACACAGGUGAUACACAUGCAGUUCUCAGCCGAGUAUUGCUGUGGGUGAGAAGAAAGGAAAAUACAAAGAAUCCUGGAUUUUUAAAUGUUUAAGUCUUUUCAAUUAGAUGUUUUAUAGAACAUCUAGAUAAUUUCCCAUUGGUUGUCUUUGGGGGGGAGGGAACUGACAUGUUAAAAUUUGCAUGAAAACUAUAGAUUAGUUUCUUCGUGCCAAGUCUUUACACCUUUCAUUCUACUUUAUCAAAUUUUGUACUCAUGAUCUCUAUGAAAUAAAUGAAAUAGGAAGACACCAAAGAGCACCUGGAAACAACCUUUUAAUAGUAUAAGAACCACUUACACUUAUAAACUAAUAAUCAGGAUUUACUCACAAAGCAGAUCUUAUAUGCAAUGGAGGUAAGAACCAAAAUGUCUGCUGCACAUGGUCACAUAGCUAGUUAAGAGUAAUAAUUCCAUAGGGACAAGAUAAAGGACAAGGAUCUCCUCUGUUUUUCUCUUGUCAUAUAUGGUUCCCAUGCCUAGUGGCUGCCUAGCAUUCCUUUUAAUUGGUUUGUUAGGAUAUACUUUACGAAUUUAGGUUAGUUAUAAAUUUGUUGUCUUAAAUAUUUUUGUAAUAAAAAUGUCUUUACACAUAUUUAAAUUUCUGUCCGUUAUAAUUAAUGGAAUAAACCUUCAAAACAGAAAUUGUAAGGUUAAAAACAUUAAGGGUAAUUUUUUAACACAAAUUAUCAUAGGAAACACUGUGCGAAGUUGCAUUCUUCCGGAGCAGGAUGUGCUGAAGCCCACCUAUCCCUACUUUGCCCAGUCUUGAGAAUGUUGCGUCAUUAGUUGUCUUUCAUUGUGACAAAAAUAAAAUCAGUGCUCAUCAUUCGCUUAAAA
Messenger RNA from Cricetulus griseus (Chinese hamster), 2518 nucleotides. The record is from RefSeq and is a predicted model, not a curated record. NCBI's taxonomy places the organism in Eukaryota, Metazoa, Chordata, Mammalia, Rodentia, Cricetidae.